AUGGUAACAGUACCAAAAGGUAUCCAAUAUUGGACAGUGCCUUACACUGGAACGUAUGAAAUUAUUGCUGUUGGUGCACUGGGAGGUUAUGAUAAAUACGGAUCAACAUACAGAGGUGGAGGUUGUGGUAGAUUUUACAGCAAUGGAAGAAGUAGUAAACAAUUUGAUGGUAACUAUGGAUAUGGAGGAGGAGGUUUUGCCUUCAUAAAUGCAGGAACAGGUCGUGCCAAGCUUAACAAUGCUGUUGGUGGAUUUGGAGGUGGAGCAUAUGGUAAUGGUGGAGGAGCAGGUGGAUACUCAGGUGGAGCAUCUGGGGAUAAUUUGAAUGGAUCUUGUGGUGGUGGUGGGUCUUACAAUGUAGGAAAAAAUCAAGUGAACAAGUCAGCAUUUAAUGACAAAGGAGACGGAUAUGUCGUUAUCACUCGAACGUCUUAG
Messenger RNA from Xenia sp. Carnegie-2017, 435 nucleotides. Its product is annotated as eggshell protein 2A-like. The record is from RefSeq and is a predicted model, not a curated record. The transcript has 2 exons. The coding region runs from base 1 to 435 and encodes 144 amino acids. Lineage: Eukaryota; Metazoa; Cnidaria; Anthozoa; Malacalcyonacea; Xeniidae.